Molecule: messenger RNA, 2039 nt
Organism: Schistosoma turkestanicum
Lineage: Eukaryota; Metazoa; Platyhelminthes; Trematoda; Strigeidida; Schistosomatidae
Source: the annotation of a GenBank genome assembly
AAUUUAGCCAAUUCAUCGUCUUCGAUUUGCACUAUUAGUAAUAUUCACCAUUACUUUAAUACCAUUAUGUUUAAUGGCAAGAAUGCAAAGUUUAAUUCGUUUAAAUGUAUUCACUUGCUUAUUUUAUGGUGUAGUUACUUUUCAUAUGAUUUUUAUACUCGGUCUACCUCGUUUAAUUUCCAAUAUGCCAUGGGAAGAAUUGAAUUGGUGGAAACCAGCCGGUUUAAUUGAAUGUAUUCCAAUAUUUUUAGCUUCAAUGUUUUGUCAAACUCAAUUACAUGUUACAUCAACAAAAUGUUUUCAACCAACAUCGUCAAAUAUGCGAUUCAUAGUUCGUGUUGCACUGGUUACAGUCGCCAUCGUUUAUGGAUUUUUUGGUUUCUUUGGUUAUGUGGCAUUUAUUAAUUCACAAAGGACAACAUUAUUCUCUGGUAAUAUUUUCUUAAUGUAUCCAGAUGAUUUACGUAGUUAUUGUAUACGUAUUGGAUUUUUAUUAACAAAUAUUGUUUCAAUACCAUUGAUUAUUUGGCCAUUACGUCAAACUGUAUAUAAUUUAUGUUGUCAAAAGCGAUUCACUUCAUUUGGUGUUGAUUUAGAAAUGAAUUCCAGUCCAAUGUUUACAGAUGAAAUACCAAGAAGAUUUAUGCAAAAAAUUACUAUCGCAUUAUUGUUAAUAUCGUUUUUGCUUAGUUUAACAACAGAUAAAAUUGAAGUAAUUAUUCGAUAUACAACUAGUAUAGCUGGUUCAUUGACUGGUUUCAUUUUGCCAGCAUUGGUACUACUUGUUGCUACCACCAACACCUCAGCAGCAUCAUCAACAUCAACAACACUUACAGCGACAAGUAAUAACAGCAGUAAUCAUCAUGAUCAUGAUCAUCCUCAUCAUCACAAGUAUAGUAUUACUAGUGGCAGUAACAGCGGUCGUAGUAGUGUUCUUCCACGUUUUCUACAAUUCAAUCGCACCCAGUCAAUCGGUGCUUAUUGUCUUCUAUUCGUUGGCUGUCUUUUAUUCUCAUUGGAGUUCUUCUCAGUACAUCCUAUCGAUAUUAAUAAUAAUAAUCAUGAGUUAAAUACUUUACCAAUUCAAUCGAAGUUUUAUCCUACUCAUACUACUACUACUACUACUACUAAUUAUAAUCAUCAUCAUAGUAUUAGUAGUAUCAAUAGUCCUAAUGAUCAAUCUGUCCAAAUGAGAAUGAUGAUUGCAUCAAAUUCAAAAAUUCUACAACCAACAACCAAUCAUAUGAAACAUCCUCCUUCUUCUUCUGCUUCUUCUUCUUCUAUAUCAAUGGACCAAUCAAAAUUGUCUCGUGAAACAAUCGACUCCGCAUCGGCACAAAAUCAUCAAUUCACUAUGUCAACAAUAUUGAAUGAAACUCGUGUGAAAAAAGAACACUGACAAAAUCAUUAUCAAACACAACGUGAACACAGCUAUUGUUUCUUUGUUUCUCUCUUCAUAAUUUUCAAAAUAACAACAUAUUUUUGACAAAAACAGUACUUCUGUACAUUAUCCAAGUACAGCUGUGAAAAAUUAUUCAUCAAUUGUAUUUUCUGAUGGUCGUCGUCUGUGCUGAUUGGUUUGACUACUUCUAGCUUAUCACUCUCAUAGAGUAGAGGAGGACGAGGCGAACUUCAUUAUGCGCACAAACACACUGGUGCACACGCACGCACGCACUCAAAGAGAGAGAGAUUAUAUUCAGUUCAGUUCAGCUGUGUGUGGGUUUACCUCCUGAAGUUUAUCAGUCUGUGAUAUUGUUUUUUUUUCCGCUGGUUGGUCGGUUGAUUGGUUGGUUAGUUUGUGUAUAUUUUAAAAUAACCAAUGUCUUUUUUUUCCCUUUACCCGACAUGUGUUGCCUAUUGAGAUGUAUAUGUGUGAUAUUUCCGUUGUUCUUAUCUUCCAUGAUGAUUUCGUCUCUUUUUUGUUGUUUGAAUUUCAUUGUUCAAAAUUCGUUUCAAUGUCAAAUGUGACUUUUUGUUGACAUUUUCUGUUCUUUUCUACUUUUUUGUCAAUCAAUGUACAAUGAUGUUGAAAUGAAAUA